UAAUCGAAAAUGGAAGAUGAAAAAUAUUUUUCGAUUUGUCCGUUUUCCACGAGUCAUCUUAGACUUGAUUAUUUUGUCGAUAAAAAUAAGCGUGGCAAUAAUAGUUGCAUCGUUCAAAAUUGUCUUACCUACCGCUAAGAAAAACUUAAUCGGAGAAACAGUUUUAAUUACUGGUGCUGGCCGAGGUAUUGGUCGAGAAUUAGCGAUUCAAUUAGGCUUAAUGGGUUGCAUAGUAAUUUGUUGGGAUAUUAAUAUCGAUGCGAAUCGAGAGACGAUGUCUGCAGUGUCAAAAAAUGGUGGAGAGGUUUAUGGUUUCGCCGUUGAUGUUUCGAAAAGAUUGGAAGUGCAUGAAGCGUUAAGAACGAUGAGAAAAAUUGGAAUACCUCAAGUUAGCAUUUUAAUUAAUAAUGCUGCAAUAUUGUAUCAUCGUUCUCUUCUCAAUCAUAGUUCCGACGAUAUUGAACGAACGUUUAAUGUUAAUGUUUUCUCGCAUUUUUGGACGAUAGAGGCAAUACUUCCAUCAAUGUUGCAACGAGGAAAAGGUCACAUCGUGGCCAUAUGUAGUAUGUGUGGAAUGUACGGUGUUUCGCAGAAAGUUCCUUACUGUUCCUCGAAAUUCGCUGUUCGAGGUCUAAUGGAAGCUCUAUACGAAGAAGUAAGAACAAAUCCUUCGAAACCUGACAUACAUUUUACAACGAUUUAUCCAUUUUACGUUGAUACAGGAUUAGCAAAGGAUCCUAAGUAUAGAUUCCCUUACAUUUUCGGAAUCGUUAGACCGGAAUAUGCAGCUUGUGAAAUAAUUCAUGCUAUUAGGAAAAAUUACACGGAAUAUUCGAUCCCACGAUGUCUCCUUUCCUUGAAUGCAAUAAAUAGAAUCAUUCCGGAGUCUGCGAUGCGAUUGAUCCUUGAUUUUCUUGCAAACGUCGAUCGUCGAAUCAUCUAA
This is a messenger RNA of Polistes canadensis, 943 nucleotides long. It is a transcript of the gene firl, whose product is annotated as 17-beta-hydroxysteroid dehydrogenase 13-like. The record is from RefSeq and is a predicted model, not a curated record. Gene Ontology annotation, molecular function: oxidoreductase activity, acting on the CH-OH group of donors, NAD or NADP as acceptor. The transcript is spliced from 8 exons. Bases 17 to 943 code for a protein of 308 amino acids. Lineage: Eukaryota; Metazoa; Arthropoda; Insecta; Hymenoptera; Vespidae. Gene Ontology annotation, cellular component: lipid droplet.